CUUAUUUAUAAGGUUUCUCUUAUUUGUUUGAAUGAGGAUAAGUAAUGGGCCACAAACAAGCUCUUAUUGGGCCAUAAAUCUAGUCUAAUUGGUCAUUGAAAUAGGCCCGGCCCAACUAUCAGCCGUCCGUUUAAAAUAUGAAAUAUCACCAUGUCCACGGCGGACCUCAGCCUAUCAAAAUGGCGUCGUUCUGCAGCCACUCAAUCCUCCGGCCACCGACUUCCUUUCCCGCUAAAACCCCAAUCUCCGGCGGCGCUAACCUGUGCGCCGCCUACAUUAACCUUCGCGCCCGUAUGCCAUUCACCACGGCGGGAACCCUUUCACGACCUCUGAGUGCGGUCUCACCUCAGACGUACGUCUAUCCUGACCCCAUCCCUGAAUUUGCAGACGCCGAGACGCUGAAGUUCAGGGCUGAAUUACUGAAGAGGCUUUUGAGGGAGAAAGAUACAUUUGGAGACGAUCUUCAAAUUGUUGUCAGUAUCUGCGCAGAGAUAUUAAGUGAUUUCCUGCAUAAAGACUAUGGAGGACCUGGGACUUUACCAAUCGAGCCUUUUACAGAUAUGAUGGUGGCAUUAAAGGAGAAAAAUCUUCCCGGUGCACCAUUAGCCGCUCGAUUUUCGUUACUGUGGGCACAGAUUCAUGUCGACAAGGAUUGGGAAACUUGGAACUCCAAAUCACACAAAUGAUGUCAAUUUAUGGAUAAUUGCGUUUUACUGCCCUUGAGAGGUUUGAUUGAAUUAUAAUAAAGCAGACUAUCUUUCAUGAUUAUCAAUUACCUCAAUGAUGUAUGUUGUUCUUCUUUGUGUGGGCUCUUUUGAGUGGUAAAUAAUGUGCAAAAUGAAUACAACCCUCGAAGGAGUACUUUCUUGUUCUAAAGAGAACAAGAAAGGAAGUUGAGUUUGGAUAAAGAGACUGAGUGGUGAAAUUUAAUUGUGACAAACAGUCUAAUUUUGUGAACCUAUGAAUCUAUAGCCUAUACAANAGAAAA
Striga asiatica is the source of this 988-nucleotide messenger RNA. NCBI's taxonomy places the organism in Eukaryota, Viridiplantae, Streptophyta, Magnoliopsida, Lamiales, Orobanchaceae. The record is from the annotation of a GenBank genome assembly.